AUGUCGAUCGUCUCGGUUACAGAGGUUUCGUUGCUUGGAGAUAAUCCUUGCAAGAUCUCUGACAAGUUAUCUUUCGAGAUCCAGUUCGAAGCUUUGAAGAAGCUCAAGGAUGAUCUCGAAUGGGCUAUGGUAUAUGUAGCUGAUGCGAACGACUCGAGCAAAGAUCAGGAGUUGGACACCGUCGAGCUUGGCCCUGUUGAGGUUGCCACUAUGAAGUUCACGUUCGAGGUUUGGUCUGCUCUCGAAAUUCUCCCUCCAGCACGCUCUCUGUCCUUUGACACUGCUGUACCUCUCGAUAAGGGUGUGGAGGUUGAAGUGACUGACGAUGAGGAUGAACCAGACAACGAUGAAGUGGAGUGCAAUGAGCCUGAUGAGGCACCCGUUGAUAACCUUGAGCAGAUGGAGACAUCAGAGGAAACCGAAGCGGCCCAGGACAUGAAAGUUGAUCCUGUUGGGCAGUCGAAGAUAGACCCUGUCGCUCCAUCCGAGUCGAUCGCGAUGGACGUAGAUGUUGCCGGAGGUUGA
Messenger RNA from Perkinsus marinus ATCC 50983, 525 nucleotides. RefSeq names its product anti-silencing protein, putative. Gene Ontology annotation, biological process: DNA replication-dependent chromatin assembly. The coding region runs from base 1 to 525 and encodes 174 amino acids. Gene Ontology annotation, molecular function: histone binding. The record is from RefSeq and is a predicted model, not a curated record. NCBI's taxonomy places the organism in Eukaryota, Perkinsozoa, Perkinsida, Perkinsidae. The transcript is spliced from 6 exons. Gene Ontology annotation, cellular component: nucleus.